Prunus dulcis (almond) is the source of this 1161-nucleotide messenger RNA. Its product is annotated as V-type proton ATPase subunit E. Gene Ontology annotation, biological process: proton transmembrane transport. Gene Ontology annotation, molecular function: proton-transporting ATPase activity, rotational mechanism. Lineage: Eukaryota; Viridiplantae; Streptophyta; Magnoliopsida; Rosales; Rosaceae. The record is from RefSeq and is a predicted model, not a curated record. The transcript is spliced from 6 exons. Gene Ontology annotation, cellular component: proton-transporting two-sector ATPase complex, catalytic domain. The coding region runs from base 187 to 879 and encodes 230 amino acids.
AGAAAAAACCAAAAUAAAGAUCACUCACGUUUAUUGACGAUGCAUAUAUAAAAGCGGUUGAUUUUUUGUCCUCACAGUUUCCCGUUUAUAAUUCACGACCGGCGAAAGGCUAAGUCACUUGCUCUGCUUGCGAGGUAAGAGAGAGAGUCUUCGAUCUUCUCCGAUUCGAUUCAAAGAUCAGCGAAAAUGAACGACGCAGAUGUCUCCAAGCAGAUCCAGCAGAUGGUGAGGUUCAUUCGCCAAGAAGCUGAGGAAAAGGCCAACGAGAUCUCCGUCUCUUCUGAAGAAGAAUUCAACAUUGAGAAGUUGCAGCUGGUCGAGGCUGAGAAGAAGAAAAUCAGGCAAGAGUACGAGAAGAAAGAGAAGCAAGUCGACGUCCGAAAGAAGAUUGAGUACUCUAUGCAGCUUAAUGCUUCUCGUAUUAAAGUUCUUCAAGCUCAAGAUGAUGUGGUUAACUCCAUGAAGGAGGCGGCUUCCAAGGAGCUUCUGAAUGUGAGCCAAGAUCACCAUGGUUAUAAAAAGCUUCUGAAAGAUCUUAUCAUUCAGAGUUUGCUCAGGCUGAAGGAGCCUGCUGUUUUGUUACGUUGUCGGAAAGAAGACCUACAUCUGGUGGAGGCUGUUUCGGAAUCAGCAGCACAGGAAUAUGCGGCCAAAGCAAAUGUUCAUUCACCAGAGAUUAUAGUGGACACCACUGUCUUUCUUCCACCUGCUCCUACCCAUUUUAAUCCCCAUAUUUCGUCCUGUUCUGGAGGUGUAGUGUUGGCUUCUCGAGAUGGGAAGAUUGUAUGUGAGAACACCCUUGAUGCACGGUUGGAUGUUGUAUUCCGUAAAAAGCUUCCAGAGAUCCGCAGAAAGCUCUUUGGUCAGAUUGCUGUGUAAUGGGAUGAAUUGUACGGUUUUCUUUUACCCUGAAUUAUGUGGCCUUGGAGAGAUUUAAGGACUGGUCAGUGACCACCAAAGAAUCUGUUGUCAAAUUAUUUGUUUGUGUAUUUCCCAUUUUUAUUGUGGUCCGAAUAACUUUUAUAUAUGUGCUUCCAAAAUAGCUUUAGCUGUUAUGUGCUUUGGUGUUCAUAUCUCGUCUGGGGCAUGACAAUAUGAACUCAUUCUUGUUGAUGAUGAUUUUAAUAAAAGUUUGCAGCUUAGAGUAUUUACCGGUUUUUA